UUUUACUACUUCAUUACUAGUCUACAUAACUAUAUCUAUUAUAAAUCUUCUGACAAUUGGUAGCACCAGUAAAAAUAUAAUAUUGAAAUCGAUCAUUCUGUGCGAAUGUCGUCGUCGUCAAGUAGUGAUAAAAACAUAUUCGAGUAUCCUACACAUAUAAUUCAAGAAAUAAUCAAAGAAAUCAAACGAAAAUUAACAGUAACAGAACAAAAAACAUUGGAAGAAUUCAUUACAACCAGAGGAAUUAUAAUAGAUAAUAAACAUAAACACACUAAUUAUAGCAAAACAGACAAGCUUACAAUAUAUAAAGGAAUUCACACAGUAUUAAAACAAUUUAAAGAUUACAAAAUUCAAAAUCAAAAACCCAUAAACGAGGACAUUGAAAUGGAGAAUACAAAUCAACCUCCAAAAACAUACGCCGAAGGUGAUAUUAUGCAACUCUUAACGGCUUUAUUGCAACAACAACAAUUACAGCAACCAUCACAGCAAUCUGAUAAUGGGCAUGUUAAAAUCCCAACACCACCCUUGUAUGAUGGAACAAGAGAUGUGACCAAAAUUGAUAAUUGGUACACAUCUGUGGAACAUUAUUUAAACUUUAACAAAUUUGACAAAUCCCGAUGGGUAACUUACGCCAUAUCAUUACUAACUGAUCAUGCACGCUUGUGGUACUAUAGAGUCAAGAAAACAUAUGAUUUAACAACAUGGGAAAUGUUUAAAGCCCACGAGGCUUUUUCAAACCAAACCUCCGUUUCGGUAAAAAUUUUGACCUUCGCUGCGCUGCGGUAAAUUUUUGACCUGCACUAUGGUUCGGUACGCUGCG
Molecule: messenger RNA, 820 nt
Organism: Mucor mucedo
Lineage: Eukaryota; Fungi; Mucoromycota; Mucoromycetes; Mucorales; Mucoraceae
Exons: 1
Coding region: 106-786 (226 amino acids)
Source: RefSeq, a predicted model, not a curated record